Dryobates pubescens (Downy woodpecker) is the source of this 1617-nucleotide messenger RNA. It is a transcript of the gene GNPDA1, whose product is annotated as glucosamine-6-phosphate deaminase 1. Gene Ontology annotation, biological process: D-glucosamine catabolic process; carbohydrate metabolic process; N-acetylneuraminate catabolic process. The transcript is spliced from 6 exons. Gene Ontology annotation, molecular function: identical protein binding; glucosamine-6-phosphate deaminase activity. Bases 57 to 923 code for a protein of 288 amino acids. Lineage: Eukaryota; Metazoa; Chordata; Aves; Piciformes; Picidae. The record is from RefSeq and is a predicted model, not a curated record. Gene Ontology annotation, cellular component: cytoplasm.
AAGAUGGCGGCGUAGCGGCUCCCCGCUCCCCAGCGCGCAGCCCGCCCCCGGCCGCCAUGAAGCUGAUCAUCCAGGAGACGUACGCCGAGGCCAGCGAGUGGGCCGCCAAGUACAUCCGCAACCGGAUCGUCCACUUCGGGCCCGGACCUGGCAGGUUUUUCACGCUGGGGCUGCCCACAGGCAGCACGCCGCUGGGCUGCUACAGGAAGCUGGUGGAGUACUGCAGGAAUGGGGACCUCUCCUUCAAGUACGUGAAAACCUUCAACAUGGACGAGUACGUGGGUCUCCCGAGGGAUCACCCGGAAAGUUACCACUCCUUCAUGUGGAACAACUUCUUCAAGCACAUUGACAUCUCGCCAGAGAACGUUCACAUUCUGGAUGGGAAUGCAGCUGAUCUCCAGGCAGAGUGUGAGGCCUUUGAGGAGAAAAUCAAAGCAGCUGGAGGAAUUGAACUCUUUGUUGGAGGUAUUGGCCCUGACGGCCACAUUGCCUUCAACGAGCCUGGAUCAAGCUUGGUAUCCAGGACCCGAGUGAAGACCUUGGCUAUGGACACCAUCCUGGCUAAUGCCAGGUUCUUCGAUGGUGACCUCUCCAAAGUCCCCACCAUGGCUUUGACAGUUGGAGUAGGCACUGUCAUGGAUGCCAGAGAGGUGAUGAUUCUGAUCACAGGAGCCCACAAAGCCUUUGCAUUGUACAAAGCCAUUGAGGAAGGGGUCAACCACAUGUGGACAGUCUCUGCUUUCCAGCAGCACCCCAACACUGUGUUUGUGUGUGACGAGGAUGCCACACUGGAACUCAGGGUGAAGACAGUGAAGUACUUUAAAGGUUUAAUGCUGGUUCACAACAAGAUGGUGGAACCCUUAUACAGCAUGAAGGAGACGGGAGUAAAAAGCAGCCAGUCCAAGUGCCCAUACAGUGAUUAACCUGGCUGCCCCAAGGCCUCUGAGCCAGCUUUUCUGUGGAAAACCAGCUGGAAAGAAAGGGAAUUGCUGCAGAAACUCCUCUGCUCUUUGUUCUUAAAUGAUCAGAAUGAUUCUGUGUUUGCUUCUCUCCACUAAAAAGAUUCAACACCUGCCUUGAUUAACCAAAGGAGGAUGGAUUUCAGUAGCUGUCCCACAAAGCAACACCCCUGGCUGAUUCUCUUCAGGUGAAGUCAAUGGAGAGCAAGCUGUAAUGCUGUGGACUGAAGGCCCCAAAACUUAAACAUAGAGAGAUGUGAAAUUACAAUGCUGCAGAAACCAAAUGGAUAAUCACUUUGGAAUGUGUUCCUCACAAUUUGGACAAGUUCCUCAUGUGUCACCCUCUCCACAAUACACCCUUCCAUUGUGCCCUUUCAACUGAGAACUGAGUUUGUUCAGCCUGGAGAAGAGAAAGCUCCAGCAUCACCUAAGAGCAGCAUGCAUCACAGCUGCUCAACCAGCAGAAAGGUGAAGCCAGGCUCUCCUGGGCAGUGUGCAGUGAAAGAUGAGAAGAGACAAUGGGACUCCAGACUGGAUACAAGGACAAAAUCUGCCCCUGAAGACAGUCUGGCCCUGGGGCAGGCUGCAGAGUGGUUGUGCUGACUGUCAUAGAUUCAUAGAUUGGGUUGGGUAGGAAGGGACCCUAAGAUCAUCUACU